Molecule: messenger RNA, 1706 nt
Organism: Oncorhynchus keta (chum salmon)
Lineage: Eukaryota; Metazoa; Chordata; Actinopteri; Salmoniformes; Salmonidae
Product: RING finger protein 222-like
Exons: 3
Coding region: 541-1305 (254 amino acids)
Biological process (GO): protein ubiquitination
Molecular function (GO): ubiquitin protein ligase activity
Source: RefSeq, a predicted model, not a curated record
AGAAGAUGUCAAGGGAUGGGUAGAGCAAGGGAGGAGAGGAGAUACAGGGUGAAGAAUAGAAAGGGAGAGUAAGCGAGCCAGCAAAGAUAAGAGGGAGAGAGGUAGAUUGGAUGUUUACUGUACGUGGUGGACAGAAAAGGAGGAAGAUAUGUAUUAUGGCUAAGUGAGAACUUUGGUACAGAGCCGUGAUCCGAGGGGUGUCUGACUGUGUGUGUGAGGAGGAUAACAGCAGCAGGCAUAUUAUAGCCCUUGGAGCAAAGGAUCACGAGCACUUGGCGCGAGCAGAGGAUCAAACGUUGAGCCAACCGGCAGGCAGAGGCCAGUAAAGUCAAAAAGUAGGCCUAAAAAUAUAAAAUAACUACAUAUUUCACACCAGUGACCGCAGUAAAUGUUUUCCUGCGUAAUAACAUUUUAAGAAAUGUAAUAUAUAUUUUUGGUAAUGUUUCCCCCAAAAAUGUCUUCUUCCAAAUACCCCCUGGGGACUGCCCACCUACCCCUAAGGAGACGCGUACUCCCGGUUGGGAAACACUGGCAAAGAUUAUGUAUUUGGUUCUGCAGACAUACAAGAGAACAUCUAACAGUCCCUACAGCAGUCUAACCCUGAACCCCCACUCCCCCUUCCACUCCCAUUCCCACCUCCAUCUCACCCUCUCACUCACCAUGGCUGAGCCGCCGGAACCAGUGCUCUUCCAGGGGCACCCAGUCUCAGCAGCCACCCCCAGCCUGGGGGAGUCCACAGAUGUGGAGUGUCCCAUCUGCUACCAGGAGUACAACCAGAGCAACAAGUGUCCUCGCAUGCUGGAGUGCCUCCAUGUCUUUUGCACCGAGUGCCUCCAGAGGAUCCAGCUGUCCCCGUAUCCAACUGACCCCUCGGACCCCCAGAGCCCUCCCAGUCCUGCCAUCUCCUGCCCCCUUUGCCGCCACCUCACCACGCUGGAGACAGGUGACCCCCUCACCUUGCCCUGCAACUCCCGCAUCCUGGCCCAGCUGCCGCCCAUGGCCUUCCGCAUGCCCACAUCGGUGGCCACCCGACUGGCCACAGUCACUCAGAGUGUGGUCCUCUCCCUGGAGGCCAGCAGGGAUUCUCGCUUCAUCAUCCUGCCCACAGUGAGCCUCCGGGUGGAGCAGAUGCACCCCAGCGAUAGGCCCCACAGCGGUGGAGGACUGGUUGAUGAGGUGGAGGUGCUGCAGCACCACAGUAGGACCCUGGUAUGUGUGCAGCUGCUAGUCGUGGUCUUCUGGGUGUUGUUUGGGGUGACCUGCAUAGUGGCGGUAGUGUUCGGGCCAAGCUUCUUCUGCAAAUGAGGGGAGAAUGAACACUUUUACAUGCAUCAUUUCUUCUUUCCUUGAUGACUUUCUAAAGUAAGGAAAUGUGUAUUGUCAAAAUAUUUGAAUGUGGCCUCGAUCCAGAAUGAACUAUAGGCCUAUCUCAAACAGCCUUGAAACUGUAAAAUACAAAUAUGCUUACAAGAUCAAAGUUGAUGUAUACAGCCUCAUAAUCAGAUUUAGUUUAUGUAAGUAGCACUAAUGUUUUUCAGAAAAUUCUGUAUACAGCUCUGUUUUCUGCUAUGCACUGAUUUAGAGUUCCCUCUAGUGGUGUAAUAUAGGCCGUUCUCAACUGUGAAGAUGGGCAUUAAUGGAGUUUUUAUUAUUACAUUGUACUACAGUCCUUGGCUAUUUAUUAAAAGCAUUUCAUAUCUGUUUCA